AUCUACCAUAUCUUCUAAGUCUAUCACGGUACUGCAGUGUGGACCAGGGCUCCGCGGAGUCCGUCAGUGAUGGUGAAGUGGCUGUAUCUUUUUACCCUACUCUCGCUCGUGUAUGGACAAAACACGGGCUUGUAUGAAUUAAACAUCAUACAUUACAAUGACUUUCAUGCACACUUCGACGAGAUAAGUCCGACCGGAGGUAUCUGCAACCCAGAUGAGACUUGCAUCGGGGGCUUCGCGCGGCUGUACACCGCCGUUAAGCAGCUGCAGGAGGCGGAGCCCGAUUCGCUACUCCUGAAUGCAGGAGACACUUUCCAGGGCACCAUCUGGUAUAACUUCUUGCGAUGGAAUGUCACCCAACACUUCAUGAAUAUGCUCGACCAUGAUGCUCAUGUCCUUGGUAACCACGAGUUUGAUCACGGAGUAGAAGGUUUACUGCCAUAUCUCGAAAGACUAAACUCACCAAUGCUGGGUGCUAAUGUUAACACUACAUUUGAACCUGAAUUAGGGAAGUAUGUAAAGAAUCAUAUCGUGGUGGAGCGGAGGGGAAGGAAGAUUGGAAUCAUCGGCGUGUUAUUACGACAAUUUUCUGCGCCCAUAGGUAGAGUGAUAAUGGAGGACGAGCUGACAGCGGUGAACCGUGAAGCUGCCGAGCUGACCGCGCAGGGCGUUGACGUCAUAAUAUUGUUGUCUCACGUCGGAUAUGAAAGCGACCUAUUCUUGGCAGAGCGCGUAUCCCCAACAGUGGACAUUAUAGUAGGCGGACAUUCCCACUCUUUGCUGUAUAACGGCGAAGCUCCUGAUGGCACGCGGCCGAUGGGGGAAUACCCCACUGUUGUAAAGAGAACUGAUGGUCAUAGAAUCCUCGUAGUACAAGCACAUUGCUAUACGCGAUAUCUGGGCAACAUAAAGUUAUUUAUUAAUAACGAAGGCAUCAUAGAAAGAUGGGAAGGUCAGCCCGUCUUCUUGGGUUCCUCUAUUGUUCAAGAUCCUCUGAUGCUGGAGGAGUUGGAGCCAUGGCGAGAGGUGGUAGACGCGGUGGGCAAGGAAGUGUUAGGCAGGACGCAUGUUACACUCACGAGGUCCUGCUACAGUGCGGAGUGCAACCUCGGCAACUGGGCAUGUGACGGACUGCUAGAACAGGUAAUGGAUCGAGCGAAAAGUGGCGCUUGGAACGAGGCACAUGUUUGUAUGGCCAAUGCAGGAGGACUAAGAAUGCAGAUUAAUCCUGGAGAAGUAACAACUGAAGCGCUGCUGAUGGCGAUACCGUUUGAGAACUACGUACAGGUGUACGAUCUGAAGGGUCAAUACUUGCUGGAUGCUCUGGAGUUCUCUGUCGGCACUGCGCAGACGCCUGGCUCUUUUUACAGCCGUAGAAUGUUGCAAGUCGCUGGUAUGCGUGUAGUAUACAACGCGUCAUCGGAGGCGGGUUCUCGAGUGAAAUCCGCGCACAUCCGCUGUAUAGAGUGCGACAUACCGCGUUAUCUGCCGCUAGACGUCAACAAGACGUACCGCGUGUUGACACAGAGUUACAUAGGAGAUGGCGGCGGCGGGUACACGAUGUUGUCAGAGAACAGAGAGAACGUGGAGAACUUGGAGGUGGACUAUGUGAUGCUGCAGAGGCAUAUGAGGAAGCAGCGUGACGUCAUACAGGACCACGAUGGCAGGAUACAGGUCGUGUUUUAAUAUACUGAGAGUUUCAACUGCUGAAACACCUGAACAAAAACAU
Papilio machaon (common yellow swallowtail) is the source of this 1729-nucleotide messenger RNA. RefSeq names its product apyrase-like. The record is from RefSeq and is a predicted model, not a curated record. Lineage: Eukaryota; Metazoa; Arthropoda; Insecta; Lepidoptera; Papilionidae. Gene Ontology annotation, molecular function: nucleotide binding; metal ion binding; 5'-nucleotidase activity. Gene Ontology annotation, cellular component: plasma membrane. Gene Ontology annotation, biological process: AMP catabolic process. Bases 70 to 1686 code for a protein of 538 amino acids. The transcript has 11 exons.